Messenger RNA from Quercus robur (English oak), 1910 nucleotides. RefSeq names its product ion channel POLLUX-like. NCBI's taxonomy places the organism in Eukaryota, Viridiplantae, Streptophyta, Magnoliopsida, Fagales, Fagaceae. The transcript has 10 exons. The record is from RefSeq and is a predicted model, not a curated record. Gene Ontology annotation, biological process: monoatomic ion transport. Bases 248 to 1888 code for a protein of 546 amino acids.
CCAAUACAUCACAGCACGGCAGCAGCUGAACAUUCUUUGAUUUUUGUGGGUUAUUCCAAGAGGAGAAGAAUCGUAGAUUGGGUUUGAUCUAAUUGGGAUGUAAAGAACAACCAUUUGUGUUGCAGUUUUAAGCAAUGAAAGUGAUUGCCGAUCAAAAUUGGGUCCACUCUUGAAGCAGCUUGCAAUAGCAAACAAGAGCAUUGGUGGUGGAGUUGUUGUGGUACUUGCAGAACGAGACAAGGAGGAAAUGGAGAUAGACAUAGCAAAGCUAGAAUUUGACUUCAUGGGGACAUCUGUUAUAUGCCGAAGUGGCAGUCCUCUUAUACUGGCUGACUUAAAGAAGGUCUCAGUUUCAAAGGCACGUGCUAUCAUUGUAUUAGUGUCACAUGAAAGUUCUGAUCUGAGUGAUGCACGUGCUUUGAGGGUUGUGCUCAGUCUCACUGGAGUGAAAGAGGGUGUAAGGGGUCAUGUUGUUGUGGAGAUGAGUGACAUUGAUAAUGAGCCCCUGGUGAAACUUGUUGGAGGGGAUCUUAUUGAAACAGUAGUUGCACGUGAUGUAAUUGGGCGCUUGAUGAUACAAUGUGCUCUACAACCAGGCCUUGCACAGAUAUGGGAGGAUAUAUUGGGGUUUGAGAAUGCUGAAUUUUAUAUCAAAAGGUGGCCUGAGUUGGAUGGUCUGCAUUUUAAAGAUGUUCUUAUUUCAUUUCCUGAUGCAGUUCCCUGUGGAAUUAAGGUGGCUGCUGAAGGCGGAAAGAUAGCCAUAAAUCCAGAUGAUGAUUAUGUUUUGAAAGAAGGGGAUGAAGUCCUUGUUAUAGCUGAAGAUGAUGACACUUAUGCUCCAGAUCACCCUCCAGAGGUACGUAGGGGUCUUUUUCCAAAAAUAGCCGACCCUCCAAAAUAUCCUGAGUGUAUAUUGUUUUGUGGCUGGCGUCGUGACAUUGAUGAUAUGAUUAUGGUUCUAGAGGCAUGUUUGGCUCCAGGUUCGCAACUGUGGAUGUUUAAUGAGGUUCCAGCAAAAGAAAGAGAGAAGAAGCUGGCUGAUGGUGGACUUGAUGUAUCUAGAUUAGAGAACAUAGAACUUGUCCAUCAUGAGGGGAAUGCUGUCAUUAGACGGCAUUUAGAGAAUCUUCCUUUAGAGAAAUUUGAUUCUAUUUUAAUUCUUGCAGAUGAAUUGCUGGAGGACUCUGUUGUGCAAGCUGAUUCACGAUCUCUUGCCACUCUUCUUCUUAUACGAGAUAUACAGUCAGAGCGUCUUCAACACAAAGAUAGAAAUUCAACUUCUUUACGGUUCUCUGGGUUCUCUCACAGCUCUUGGAUCCGUCAAAUGCAGAAUGCUUCAGACAAAUCAAUAAUUCUUAGUGAAAUCCUGGAUUCUAGGACAAGAAACCUGGUGUCAGUGUCCAGAAUUAGUGACUAUGUGUUAUCAAAUGAACUGGUCAGUAUGGCACUAGCAAUGGUGGCUGAAGACAAGCAAAUAAAUCGCGUUCUUGAGGAGCUGUUUGCAGGGAAGAAUAGUGUCAACAGCAACAACGAGAACGAUAAUAGCGGUCAGUCUGACUCUUGGUUUUUAUUUUUAUUUUGGAGAAACAAACAUGAUGAUGGUAAACCAUCAAAAUCAUUUGAGCCUUCAUUCAAUUCAUCAAAACAAAAGAAAGAAGAAUUUGAGCCCAAAGCCAAGGACAAAAAAAGGCAGGAAGGAGAGAAGGCAGCACAACAGGGAAAGCAAGCAUCAAAAAAAGAAAUUUGUUGCUCAUGUAAUGGGCCAAACUCGUCCAAAUAUAAAUGCACAGAGUGUUGUUUGAAAGCUAAAGCCCAUAUGUUACCUCCAAUGCCACAAGAAUUUUCGCCCCUGGAUAAAGAGAAAUAUUUACGCUAUGGAAUGUAUUGAACAUAUUUCAAUUUGGUUUUCU